AUGCGGUUCACCCUCACUUUGACUGCUAUUGCAGCAGCAGCAUCCACAGCUGUCGCCAAAAACCCCAGCCUUCUUAUCUUCACCAAAACCGCUGGUUUUCGCCACGAUAGUAUCCCCAGCGGUAUUGAACUCGUCACCUCUGUCGCUGAGAGAAAAAAUUGGUCGGUAACCGCAACUGAGGAUUCCUCCAUUUUCACUUCCAGCAACUUAACCUCAUUCACUUCUUUGGUAUUCAUCUCCACUACCGGUGACUUUUUGACAGCCAAGGAGUCCGAUGGCUUGUACAAAUAUUUGGUAAACGGAGGCUCUUGGCUCGGUAUCCACGCAGCCGGUGACUUUGGAGACGCAAUGCCAUCCUGGUAUAACACUCUUGUGGGUGGACAGUUCGCCUCUCAUCCUUGUGGCACCGACGCGCUCUGCAGCAAUAUCCAGCUGGCAAAUUACCCCCCAUUUGGAAAUAUCCGCCCCGAUACCAUCAAUAUCACAAACUCUGAGCAUCCUUCCACGAAAGGGCUCCCCUUAAGUACUAUCCGUGCAGAUGAGUGGUACUCGUACAAAACCAACCCCAGUCAAUCGUCGAACUAUUCCGUCUUAGCUGUGUUAAAUCAGGACUACAUUGAUGUCUAUACACCAGAGUCAAUCAGAAUGGCGCCGGACCACCCUAUUUCUUGGUACUCCAUGUUUGAGGGUAAGGCUAGAGCCUUUUACACCGGAAUGGGACACACCAAUGAGUCCUACGCGGAAGACUACUUUAUCAAGCAUGUUACUGGAGGACUGGAGUGGGUCACUGGCACGACGGACUAA
Pseudomassariella vexata is the source of this 804-nucleotide messenger RNA. RefSeq names its product ThuA-like domain-containing protein. The transcript has 5 exons. The record is from RefSeq and is a predicted model, not a curated record. Bases 1 to 804 code for a protein of 267 amino acids. NCBI's taxonomy places the organism in Eukaryota, Fungi, Ascomycota, Sordariomycetes, Amphisphaeriales, Pseudomassariaceae.